Messenger RNA from Camellia sinensis, 1767 nucleotides. NCBI's taxonomy places the organism in Eukaryota, Viridiplantae, Streptophyta, Magnoliopsida, Ericales, Theaceae. The record is from RefSeq and is a predicted model, not a curated record.
AUGGCCAACAGUUGUUUUCAACUUGUUCUUUUCCUUCCUUUGUUUUUGAUGUUUGUUUCCCUUGAAGCCAGUAGAUUCAGUUCCAACUCUAGCAAUUCCAAACCCAGUUGCAUAGGGAUUGAAAGGAAAGCACUUGUUGAAUUCAAAAAAGGUCUCACAGAUCCUUCUGGUCUACUUUCUUCUUCUUGGGUAGGCAUUGAUUGUUGUACGUGGAUGGGCGUAGGUUGCUGCAACCAGACUGGCCAUGUUGUAGCGCUGGACCUUGGAAACCUCGGUGACUGUUAUGACAAAAAAAUUGGUUAUGCACCUACAACCAACUCAUCUUGUUUGGGUGGUGAGGUAAGUUCCUCCUUGCUCAACUUGAAAUAUUUGAAGUAUUUGGACCUAAGCAUGAAUGAUUUCCAAGGGAUUGCAAUCCCUAACUUCUUAGGUUCACUUGAAAAGUUGAGCUACCUCGAUCUCUCUAAUGCAUCUCUUGUUGGAAUGAUUCCUCCUCAUCUUGGAAACCUAUCAAAUUUGCGCCACCUUGAUCUCCUUGGGCUUUCAAGUUGGGUUUCCGAUUUAAACUGGCUUGUUGGUCUGUCUCCUCUAAAAUAUCUUAAUCUUGGAAAUGUGAACCUCACUUUGGCAAGUACUAAUUGGCUGCAAGCUCUUAAUAUGCUUCCUUCUCUGUCGGAAUUGAGAUUGCGAGGUUGUGAACUUCACAACUUGCCUCACUCUGUACCAAACAUCAAUUUCACUUCCCUUUCCGUCCUUGAUAUCUCUGAUAACAAUUUCAACUCUUCAAUACCUCAAUGGUUGUUUAAUAUAUGUUCCCUUUUGCAAAUAUAUCUUUGUAGUAGUUAUAUGAAGACCUCUGUUUCUGAUAUCCCAUGGGGAAACAUCUGUAACUUGAGAACUUUAGAUUUAUUCGAAAAUCAAAUUAACGGAGACAUAUGUGAACUUAUAGGGGGUUUGGUUGAAUGCAGCAACAGCAGCUUAGAAGAUUUAUGGUUAGGAAGUAACCAAGUGAGUGGACAGUUGCCAGAUUAUUCACUAGCACGCCUUCAGAACUUAAGAUACCUUCUACUUUUUAAUAACGUAAUCUCAGGCCCAAUCCCAGCAUCAAUUGGAAGGUUGUCCAAAUUGGAGAUGUUAGACCUCUCUUUUAAUCAAAUGAAUGGGUCCAUACCAGAUGGCAUCGGAAAACUUGCAAACUUAAACUUCUUGUUACUUGAUAACAAUUAUUGGGAAGGAUCAAUUCCCAUGAACAUCGACCAAAUGAUGCUGUCAUUGGAAGUUCUUGAUUUAUCUGGGAACUUCCUAAAUGGUAGCAUCCCAUUGCCCGUAGGUAGGAUGGAACAUCUAGCAAUGCUUUAUCUAUCAAACAACUAUUUAUCUGGAAAAAUCCAUGAUCAAUGGAGGGAUUCGCCAAGUCUUGGAAUCAUAGAUUUAUCCGGAAACAAUUUACAUGGUGAGAUUCCAAGUUCAAUUUGCUCACUACCAGCGCUUUUUUGGUUAAAAUUAAGCAGCAACUAUCUUUCAGGGGAACUCUCUUUUGCAUUCCAGAACUGCAAAGGCUUGACGAUGCUUGAUCUUGGAGAUAAUCGAUUCUACGGGAACAUACCCAAAUACAUUGGAAAAGACUUCUUAUCACUAUCAGAACUGCGCAUACGAGCUAACAUGUUCAGUGGAAAUAUUCCUGAACAACUAUGCUCUCUUACUCACCUCCACAUCCUAGACCUCGCUCUUAAUAAUUUAUCAGGAUCCAUUCCAUCAUGCCUCUGA